UUUUCAACCUAUGUCGGAGUGGGAAUGAAAUUUGGAAAGCCCGCAUCUUCUUCAUUCUCUCAACAAAAUCAAUUUCUUCCAUUACAAAAAAACUCACUCUCAUAAGCUUUUCUCUAUCAUGUCCCUCCCUCCCCUUCUCUCUCUACUCCGAUUCCGCAACCCGUGAAGAGAGAAUGGCGUCCAUUCAGCACCCGAACAACAGCAACGGCGCCGCAUCGCCGAUGCCGAGAGUCCACCCCCAGUUCUCUACGGUCUCCGUUCAGAAGCUUCGCCGCGUCAACCUCAUCAUGCUCGUCUUCCGGUUCGGCGCCUUCUGCUUCUCCCUCGCCGCCGCCAUUUUCAUGUUCUCCAAUUCUCACGGAUCCGGCUCUCCCAGUUGGCACAACUUCGGCGCAUUCAGGUUUGUGGCGGUUGCGAAUGGAAUUGUGGGCUUAUAUUCUCUCUUCGAAGUCGGAGCUUCAGUGUGGGAGAUUUCUAGAGACGCGACCGUCUUUCCCGAACCAGUCCAAGUGUGGUUCGAUUUCGGCCACGAUCAGGUUUUCGCGUACAUGCUGCUGUCGGCGGGAGCGGCGGGAGCGGCGUUUGGCCGGACGUUGGCGAACAGUGAGACGUGUACGGAGGAGAAUGCGUUUUGCAUCCAAUCGUACAUCUCGAUCGGGUUAGGAUUUGCCGGGUUCAUUUUCCUGGGUCUUUCAUCCCUGAUGUCCGGGUAUCGGGUUGUGUGCUUCAUAUUGUACGGGUCUCGAUAUCCGGCUUGAGAAAAUUAGUGGGCCAGAUUAAUGUGUAGAUGAGCGCUGGUACGCUUUGAGCCUGGCCCAUACCACAGUUUAACAUUCUUUAUUAUCUGUCGUUGUGGUGUAGAUUAUGAUUGGUAGUUGGACAAACCGCGUUGUGAUUUAUUAUAUUCCGUAAUAAAUGAAUGUCGUAAAAUGAAAUAUGGCUCUUUCAGAGAAUAAUUCGUAAAACAAAAUUUAUGGUACAGUGGUACACAUUUUGUGUACACUCCAUAAUUGGCUAUAUAUACGGGUAAUCCUACAUUUGCAUCAAAUUAGUUUCAACUCAAUUUGCUAUACUUCUUCUUGAUGAACGUUAAAAACUAUAUAUACCUGUAAUUUAAUCUCGAACCGAGAGUUGCUCAAGUGACCGACUGCAAUUAAUACUAGAUCAUGGAGGCCUCAAGUGGCAUGAGAGUCAACCGAUCAUGUUAGAGCACCACAUACCCCCCCAUAUACCUUCAUAUAUUAUAAAUAACAAUAUUUAAUUCAUUGUAAGAUUGAGCAUUCAUUUACUCACAAGCUUAUAUUGUAUUCUAGCUCUUGUAUUAGCCUUUGGACUGUAACUACCGUUCGACCAUUUUUGUGUAAUCGUUAUUACUGUGUUAAUAUAAGCAAGACUGUUUGCGUGAA
Messenger RNA from Cuscuta europaea, 1406 nucleotides. The record is from the annotation of a GenBank genome assembly. Lineage: Eukaryota; Viridiplantae; Streptophyta; Magnoliopsida; Solanales; Convolvulaceae.